This is a messenger RNA of Micromonas pusilla CCMP1545, 738 nucleotides long. RefSeq lists its product as uncharacterized. The annotation marks the transcript as partial. The transcript is spliced from 2 exons. Gene Ontology annotation, cellular component: cytoplasm. The record is from RefSeq and is a predicted model, not a curated record. NCBI's taxonomy places the organism in Eukaryota, Viridiplantae, Chlorophyta, Mamiellophyceae, Mamiellales, Mamiellaceae. Gene Ontology annotation, biological process: signal transduction; protein phosphorylation. Gene Ontology annotation, molecular function: protein kinase activity; ATP binding.
CUAGGCAGCGGCGGGUACGGCGCCGUGUACAGAGGCUCGUUCGAAGGAGGUAAAAUCGCAGUGAAGGCGAUGUUUGAAACCGGAAUGAACAACAUGAUGUCCGCGACGGCGGCGAGGAUGCUGCGCAAAGAGGCGCUCAUCUUGUGCUCGCUCAAUCACCCGAACAUCAUUCGCGUCUUCGGUACGGUUCCCGAGAAAGGAUGGCUGGUCAUGGAGUUGUGCGAGGGCGGGUCGCUGGACGAGCUUCUCCGCGAUCACGACGUCGCCUUGGACUCGAGAGAGAAGGCGAGGUUGGCCAAGGAGACGGCGACGGGCGUCGCGUACUUACACAUGAAAGACGUGAGCAUCGUGCACGGCGACAUGAAGGCGGCGAACGUCUUGCUGACGAAUCGCAGAGUCGUCAAGCUCUGUGACUUUGGUAUGGCGGAAGCGAAGGACCGCGGGCGCGGGGGACGCGUGGCAAUGACCGUCGCGUGGAGCGCCCCGGAGCUCUUCAAGGGCAAACAGAAGACGUUCGCGUCGGACGUCUACGCGUUAGGGAUGACGUUGUGGCAAAUUUUCGAGCGUCAAGAGCCCUUCGGCGCGAUGCCGGAGGCUGCGUUCGUGAACCAAUGUCUCGCGGGCGUGCGCCCGGACAUCUUCGCCGUGACGCCGGCGACAGCGAAAAAACUCAUCGGGAUGAGUUGGGCGGGAAAUCCGAGCUCGCGGCCGCGCGCCGCCGCCGUCGCGUGCGCGUUG